AUGGCUUCAAAGGAUAAGCCAGCAACUAAGAAAGAAAGCAAGAAGAAGAAUGCAUAUGAACAGCCAAAACAUCUGAAAACCGGCUCGAUCAUAAUUGACAAUUACAAGAAGCAAUGGAAAAUUGGAGUUUCGAUCGGAAUCGGUGGAUUUGGUGAGAUUUAUUCAGCUUGUGAUGCAUCUUCAGGAACUAAGAAGGUUGAUGACUAUCCAUUUGUUGUUAAGAUUGAACCACAUAGUAAUGGACCGUUAUUCGUGGAGAUGCACUUUUAUAUGCGCAAUGCUAAAAAGGAUGAUAUUGACAAGUUCUCAAAGGAUAAUAAAGUUAAGUCGAUUGGAAUGCCAAUAUUUAUUGGAAGUGGCUCACAUGAUAUUGAAAACAUAAAGCAUCGAUUCCUGGUUAUGCCUCGUUAUGGCAAGGAUAUUUGGAAGAUAUUUCUUGAACAGAAUCGAAAGUUUCCUUUACAUACAGUCUACAGAAUUGGAUGGCAAAUGAUCAAUGUGCUGGAAUAUAUUCAUCAACGAGAAUAUGUUCAUAUGGACAUAAAAGGAACUAACAUUUUACUCGGUUUUGGAUCAAAUGAUCAAGUAUUUUUACUAGAUUAUGGCUUGGCUUGUCAUUAUAGCACAAAAGAUUAUAAAGUUGAUCCAAAAAAGGCUCACAAUGGUACUAUUGAGUAUACUAGUCGAGAUGCACAUAAUGGAGUUCCAACAAUGCGUGGGGAUAUUGAAAUACUUGCUUACAACUUGAUUGAAUGGGCAGGAGCAAAACUUCCCUGGACAGCAUCAGCUUCAAUUCUUCAAAAACCAGUUGAAGUUCAAAAAUUAAAAGAAACGUUCAUGAAAGACACAGGAAAGUCAUUAAAGUCAGCAUUUGGAUCUCUUUCAGUUCCAUCACAAUUGACUGCAUUUAUGAAGUAUAUCGAGUCAAUGAAGCAUAAUGACGUUCCUGACUACAAAAAGAUUCGUAGCAUGUUUGAAAGUGGAAUAAAAGAAUUGAAACAAUCAAAUAGUGGAAAAUUAGAGUUUGGUAAAACAAAAGACGACGAAAAGACUUCAAAGUCACCAAUAAAAAGAGCUCCAACUAAGGAAAUUGAAAAGCCUGUAAAAUCACCUGUGAAGAGAGCUCACGCAUUAACAAAAGAUCCAGCUGAAAAGGCACAAAAACAGCCAAAAGUUUUAGCAUCAAAAACUGAAAGUACAGACGACGAUCGACCACUAAGAUCAAAGCGUAUUAAUGAUAGGAAGCGAUAUGUAGAACUCGAUAGCGAUGAUGAGGUUGAAGCUACUGUUAAAAAGACUGAUAAAAAGACAGAAGAAAAGAAUAAGUCAACGUCAGAAAAGAGUGAAAAUAAAACGACUAAUAUGUCACCACCACAAAAGAAGACGAAAGAUGACAAAAAAGGUACGAAAGCAGCAGCAAAAGGCAAAGUAAUCUUAAAGUCAUCAUCUGGAUCUUCAAAGAAAACGGUACAAUUAAACUUUGAUCUUGAUAUAUCCUUUGAUUCUGAUUUAGUUGUUACGGUUAAUAGAAAAGACAAAAAGAAUAAAAAUGACGUACAGAAGGAAGAUGAUAGCCACAAGAAUGAGGCAGGGUAUUAUAAAGGAAAAUAUACGAAAAAUUAG
Chironomus riparius is the source of this 1623-nucleotide messenger RNA. Lineage: Eukaryota; Metazoa; Arthropoda; Insecta; Diptera; Chironomidae. The record is from the annotation of a GenBank genome assembly.